Molecule: messenger RNA, 4344 nt
Organism: Homalodisca vitripennis (glassy-winged sharpshooter)
Lineage: Eukaryota; Metazoa; Arthropoda; Insecta; Hemiptera; Cicadellidae
Exons: 6
Coding region: 1-2373 (790 amino acids)
Source: RefSeq, a predicted model, not a curated record
AUGGUACCAAAAGCGGCUUGCCUUGACCCCUUCCCCGUCAUGGCCAUCGCCUUCCCCUCAUUGUUUCAGAUGUCCCUACAUUGUGCCGAAGAAAGAGCCGGCCUUCAUUUUCUUGUUAACAGAAGGGUAUUGGAACGAGCUCGACCGAAGACAGCCGAACUGCCUCACGAAGGCUCGCCCUACCGCUCCACCAAUCACAGCCGAGCACUUUCCUUUUCGACGGAGGCAGCGUUGUCACGUCUCCUCUGUUGUAGCUGUCAUCCGGAGUUCGUUUGUCGAGUGAGAGACUACUUCCAGCGAGAGAAAAUUAACAAAGGACCGAUACUUCCAGUAGAAAAUGUUAUCGAAAGAACUGCUGCGGCUUUGGAGAUAGGAAAAAAUACAGUUGUGAGAAUAGGAAAGGAGAAAAAACAAAGUGAACAGAGUGGCUUGAAACUGAACACUCCCGAUAAGAAAUAUUCGAGGUUUAAGCCUGUUACGGAGCUGGACGCCUUUCAAAAAGAUGCCAUCCGCCGCCAUGUCUACGGAUUCUUCGUAAGAAGAGAGUAUCCCACAGUAAGGAAGCUACAAGUAAGUCUUGCAGAAGCAGAUCUUUUUCGUGGAAGCAAAUCAUCUGUUGCCAUUAUAUUGAAGAGAUUGGGUUUCAAACACAAAGAAUUUGGCAGCCGUAAAAUAUUAAUGGAAAGAGGAGACAUCAUUGCUUGGAGACUCAGAUGGAAGCGAGAGGGCUUGCCUCCUGAAAGUCUGGUGGGUCAUUCCAAAGAACUCCAGUUGAGAUCCAUUUCUCAAGCGCAUAAGACGAGGGACUGUGCUGUGGUAGGCAUACACAGUGUGAUAGUGAUGUCUGCUAAAAGUCUGUGUCAGGCGAGUUUUCUGUGGAAUAUGGAUGUCGAUCAGCUGAUGGAGCUCGGGGCUGUUAAAACCAGCAUGAUUCGACGAGCCUCUUAUACUCCCAGUACCUCACUGAUGGGGGCAUCUCAGGAACCGCUGAUCGUCGUGGAGGAGUCAGGAGGGUUGGAGGAGGAGGAGGAAGACGAAGAAGCGGCUCUGCCCCCGACACCGAGGUCUGGCACCGACUCUCCCCAUCUCAACCCCUUUUUGCUCUCUCCGUACAGGGACAUGCGCAAACGUUCUCUACCGACCCCCCAGUGUACAUCUGGUAUCACAGCCAGCCAGGUACGGCGCCUGUCUGAGCAGGGAGGUGCUGAGGGCAAGGGCCCGUCUCCCAUGGAAGCCGCCUUCCUAGCUACUCUCUCCCAGGCCCCAGUCCCGCAGGCCGGGGGUCGACGUCACUCCGUAGUCACCAUCUCCCGAGCUCCGCCCACGUCCGUCAUCUUCGGUCGGAACAGACGAGAGUCCAUCGCAGCCUUCCCUGGAGGACUGCCACGCCGCGACUCCUCAUCCAGCAUCACAGGUAGCAACUUCAAUCUUCAGCUGGACAUCAUGGAUGACAUUGCAGAGAUCAAAGCUGCUCGGAAGGUCCGGUUAAAAAUGUGGCAGAACGACAACCAAGAUAAGGUGUGCGAGGUGCAACCACUUGAAGGAGGGCCAUCAUCCAGAUAUCAUCAGCAGAACCCAGGAUCGUCCAGGAGGUAUUCUGAUGUAACGGGUAUUUCCGCUAUACCUCCUCCCAUUCCUCCCCGGAGGAGAGCCUCCGAAAUGCCGCAAGUCCGGAGGGAUUCCACACCACCCCCUUCUAUUUUGGGUAAAGGAAUCGUUUGUUCGAACACAGAUCUGAUUUCGAUGCUGUCCUCUCUGACCUCGUCAGCACAAGAGAUUCACAAUCUCUGCAAGCUGGAAGGUGUCAAGCCAACUGCACUGGACAUGAAGCGAUCUAGACUGAAGGGAUCGAGAUCAAACAGUUUUGACAUAUCACUCUUGCCAGAGGGCAAAGGUCCAUCAGUUGACAAGACAGAAAAUGAAGCUUCCAAUUGGUUUAUCAGGAGGCACCAACCGAUGGCCAACAAAAGUUGUCUCAGUAAGGAGGAGGACAGGAAAGCAAAGGCUAUUGUAACUUUUGCAGAUGAGAAGUUAAAAACAUCUUUGGCUGAGAAGAAAAAAGAUGAAGACAUCAAAACUAAGAAUGAUCAGAAAAGAUCAACAGAGAAAGUUCUGUGGGACAAACCAUCAGGAUCUGUAGUGGACCCACAGGUGAUAGGAAGUGCAAUCGAGGAAUAUCUUAACCAGAAAGGAUCAGAAACAGGAGUAUCGUCUGUAAUAAAAGAUGAGCCAACACCUUCCAAUCCAAGCAAAACCUCUAAGACAUCAUGGUUUGGAUCCUCAACAAAAAAUAAACCCGCAGAGGAGGAGGGAACAUCAGCCUCAUGUGAUAACUCCAUUUGUUCCACGUUAAAAGACCUUUUUGUAAAAUAGCUCUAAAUGAUCCCUCAACAAAAGAGGGAAAUGAUAACUUUUCUACAGAUUAUUUCAAUGUUUUAUUGCAGGUAUUAUUCAGCAAUCAAAUCUUAAAACUAUUAUGUUGUCGUAUAUUUCAAGUUUUUCCUAUUCAAAUAUCUUUUUGAUCUUUUGGCUCUUAAAACGGGAAGUAGUGGAAGAUUCAAUGCACAGUUCUAAAAUAGAAUCAGUAAUAAUAAAUACUGAGAAUAAAUAAAAACAUUUAGUAUGAAGAGUUUCUAAUUAUGUUUCCAAAACCUUAUUCACCUUUUAGUAGAUAGACAAAUUAACAUGAAACAAUCAAACCUCAAUUGUUUUAAACACAUAUGUUUACAAUGACAGCAACAAUUCCUACAUUUUAAACAAAUAUAAUUAACUAAAUGUAAAAGUUUUAAUAAAAUUGUUAACUAAAAAAUCUUUACAAUAAACAUUUAGUUAAAUAUUGAUCUUUGCAAAUAAAAUACAAAUAUUAAAGUUUAACUUAAAAAAGCAACAUUUUAUUAUUAUGAUUAGUCUGGUUUAUAAUUUAAGGUAAACAAUAUAUGAACACCUAAAAUAUAAGAUAAAUUAUGAAAGAAAAGAUAUUUUAAAGUAAGGAAUGUACACAGUUCCAAUGUCUUAGAAAGAAAGUUUAUUUCUAGACAAAUAUUGUCAUUAUUCAAUGUUUCACUAUUACUGUUAUAAUUAUCAUCUAGAUCUCUUAUAGUUUGUUACAGAAUCAUUGCUGUUAAAUAUUUUUUAUAAUUAUCUGUAGCUGGGAAUCUUACUUGUUGUCAUAAUUUCUUUCAACAUAAUCUUACACAGUGACUCAGAUGUUUUGCACUGAUUAGAACAUUUUUACAAACAUUGUACCAAUUGUUAAGCAAUAUUUUAUUAAUGUUCUAGAUGUAUACAAAGCGUAAUAAGUCUAAAAUGAUUUUAUGAACUAAAUUAUUCCAUUUCACAUUGUUAUUUAUACACUAGCACUUCUAUCACAUAUGUUAGUUUUAGACCUAUAGUAUAUGAAUCUUUGAAUUAUUAUUUUUAUAAAUAUAUCCCUAGUGUUGUAAUUUUGAUUAUUCUUAUGCAACCCACAAAUUAAAUAGUAGUUUUAUGUACUCUUCGUGGAAUAAACUAUGAGAAUGUCCUGUUUUAAAAAUAGAAUUUUUCUGAACAAUAAUUUAAAACAAAGCAUAUUAGUCUUGAAAUACAAAACUGCAAAAACAAAUACUAUACAGAUGUAACUGAGAACUGAGGGAUGAGUGAUGAGGGGUAUUAUUAUGUAUUUUAUUAGAUUCAAGUACAAUAAAUAAAAAGUAAGUAAUAUUAAUUUUUUAAUUCUUGCAUAUAUAUAUAUGAAUUAUAAUUUAAAACACUGCAUACUUAACAUUUGCUAAAUAAGAGUAUAUUUUUAUUACAAUUUUAAAUUUUCUUUUCUAGAUAUUUUCUUACUCUAGAAAAGAACAGCGAACUCUAAACUGCGGUUGCAGAGAAGGUUGAUGUAAGAAGUGAUAUUCCCUACUUGACAGUAACUUACUCUAUGCUUUCAAGACUAUAAAUGUAAGUGAAUUGUGGUUAAAUUAAUUAAACAUAUGACUUUUACUGUCAUAAAGCUAUGUUUACACAGAAAAGUUGAUUACAUUUAAAAGGCUGUAGAAGUUAAUUAAACCCUUAAUCUAUAAAAAUCCUUACAUUUGCAAUAAAAAUGUUCUGUUUAUUAAUUGAGAUAAAAACUUUCCUAUCUUUUAAGUUGUAACAAACAAUACAUAUCUAUAAAAUUUUAUUGAAACCGGUUAACACUGUGACCAGCAAAAUAACAUUUUAAAUUUCACUUUAACAUUAAUUUUGAUUGGUUGAAAACUACACAGUAAUGCACCAAUGGCGCAGUGUAGCGGGUGCAGCGGUUAUCGCAAGAUAACCAGAUCAAGCAACGUCGAGCAUGACUGCUGCUUGGAUAGGUGACCGCUGAGC